This is a messenger RNA of Polypterus senegalus (gray bichir), 2939 nucleotides long. It is a transcript of the gene isg20l2, whose product is annotated as interferon stimulated exonuclease gene 20-like 2. Gene Ontology annotation, cellular component: nucleus. The record is from RefSeq and is a predicted model, not a curated record. NCBI's taxonomy places the organism in Eukaryota, Metazoa, Chordata, Cladistia, Polypteriformes, Polypteridae. Gene Ontology annotation, molecular function: nucleic acid binding; 3'-5'-RNA exonuclease activity. The transcript is spliced from 4 exons. The coding region runs from base 183 to 1205 and encodes 340 amino acids.
UGUUUUACAGCGAAUUGUUACAACAACGUUGUAUUCGUCUGGUACAUUUUAGUACGAGGCACAGUUAUUUAUAUAAUUCUUUCUUUAUAUAUUGGUAUUUUUUGCUGUCAUUUUAAUGAGGACACUCGACAACGACCCUUUUUAAAAGGCAACUCUGAAGUGACCCUUAAUUUUUUUUCAACAUGUCAGACAUCAUGCUGAAUGUGGAUUAUACAGAUAGUAGUUCAUGCAGGAAUCAAGAAAAGGACAAAGGGUCAAAUAAGAAGCAUUUGGCCUUUCUGAAAAGGAGAAAAUAUUUAGAGAAAAUGGGUUUCCUCAGACAGAAGAGAUUGCAAGAUCCCAGUUACCCUCCAAAGAUGCUGCCAGGAAGCAGCAAGUCAUGGCCAAAUGGACUUGUGCAGAAGUGCCAUCAACAAGAGUCUAGACCUGCAUCAAAAUCUUGUAGCAGUAUUAUUGAAAACCACGUCACUUCCACCAUUCAGUCAAAACCUGCUUUUUUGCUCCCAACACCUGUUGCUUUUUCCAGCACUCCGGUUCAUCAGAGCCUGAGUACUGCCUCGUUUCAUCUACCAUUUUGUUCACCUUCUGGUCUUCCGCUUCCAAAUACUGAAUUGCUGAAACAAUUUCAGAGUGGGCUAACCUCAGCAGGGAAACCUUUGAAGUAUUUAGCUAUGGACUGUGAGAUGGUGGGUACAGGUCCCAAAGGACGACAUAGUGAGCUGGCUCGAUGUAGCAUUGUGGGCUACCAUGGUGAUAUAAUGUAUGAUAAGUACAUUAUGCCUGUGAAUCCUGUGACUGAUUACCGCACACGAUGGAGUGGUAUCAGAAAGCACCACCUACGUAAUGCUAUUCCCUUUAAAGAGGCCCAGAAGGAGAUUUUAAAGAUCUUGUCUGGGAAGGUGGUGAUUGGACAUGCUGUUCACAAUGACUUCAAAGCUUUAAACUACUUCCAUCCUCCAGCACUGACUCGUGACACUUCACGCAUCCCACUGCUCAAUGUGAGAGCUGGUAUCUCUGUGGUAGAAACAGCCUCUCUUAAGAGACUCACCAAACUGCUUUUAAAUAAAGACAUUCAGGUUGGAGAAAGUGGACACAGUUCUGUGGAAGAUGCUAAGGCUACUAUGGAUCUGUAUAAAAUUGUUGAGCUGGAAUGGGAGCGAAUUCUGGCUUCAAGCCCAGCUGUUCAAUGUACAGUAUCAGUUUAGAAUUUAGCAUCAUUUGCCAAGAAGGAUUUGUACAACUCUCAGAAAGGAUUAUCUGCUGGUGUUCAUCUCAAAAGUUUAAUUUUUAAAAUACAGUUUAACUCUACAAUUCAUCUGAAAAACUUUUAUACAUGUUCAGAACCAUAUUUAUCAAGAAGAGUGCAUUUAAUGUUCUAGUGAUUUUUCCCUUUAAAGUUCAUGUUAUUAUUUGUUCAAGGUUUUGUUCUUGUGUUGCUUUCUUGAUUUCUAUUUUUUUCAGAUAUAUCAAUGAAAAUAUGUUGGUGAUCUUGGAAAGUAUUCAGCAAAAAUUGAAACCUGUUCUUUCUUUUUUUCUUGGUUUUGUAAAUUGCAUUACAUGUUUUUAAAGGAUGUGUGUGUUGAGAAGCAUUUUAAUUGUGGUUAAACAAAAAUUUGUUUCCAAGGUGAAAAUAGGCAACGUUAAAAUACUGCAACAGUUUAACAGUAUUGCACAUUCUGAUUAACAAGUACUGUUUCUAUAGUAAUUGUAUUUACUAAGCAAAAAUUGUGAACCCUAUAUCUAUUACAGUAUCAAAUUUUGCAUAUUAAGUAAAUUAUUCCUUUCACAUGAUUUUUAAAACGUUCUUAUUCUGUAAUGUUCAAAAUAAGUCAAGAUGAAUAACUGACUUUUCUUUGAACAUUACUUUCAUAGAGUUGUUGUAUUUGCUCUGGCAAAUAGAUUAUUCAAAACCUCAAGCUAUUUCGUUGAAUCUUACUGUUACAUUCAAGGAAGGGUUAAGAGUAAUAGAUUGUUAUUUUACACGCUUUGAAACAUUAGAAUAUCUUCAAUCAUGUUUUUCAUCUGUUUAUGCCAUUUACUGAGUUUUUAUUUAGAAUUAUGUUGUCUACAGUAGCUUUAAAUAAUUCAAAUUACAUUUGAAAAUAGUAAAAUAUCUUAUAGAAAAUGCCAUAUAACAGCAACACUUUUGAAGCAAAGUGUGCAAUGGACAUAUAGAUGCAUGUAAAUUACAGAUAAUAUGAGAUCUUUAGAUUAGAACAUUAGAAAAUUUUUGACAAGAACAGGUCAUUCAACAAAGCUCUCCAGUCCUGUCAACCUAAUUCCUCCAAUGGAACAUAAUAACAAUUUUGACGAGAACAGUUUUUAAAGUGUUUUUAACUACAGGUUAACUCAUGCUCACGAAGCACCACAAAUAGCAUUAGUUUUUGUUCUAAGAAAUAAAGGCAAAUCCUGUUUGUAAGCUGUUUUUCAGAUUAAUCUCUAGCUUAGUAUAAAAAAUAUGCCCAAGCAUGUCAACAAAGAGAAGUAUUAUCCGUAAUUUGUGUUAAAUCUGUAAAAGUCUACAGAAAUGCUUUAAAUUAUGUAGCCUUAAUUCAUUGUUUUCAUUUACCUCAGAAAUAUUUUGUCCAUAAUUGCAGUUAAAAUUCUUAUUUAUAAUGAAUAAUUGUUCUUUUUUUAUUUUGCAGUUUUUGUCUAAUACCUUAUUUUAGAUAAAUGUUUUGAAUGUAGGCUGCUAACAAGCAGUUAUUAGAAUAUGUCAUCUUCUAACAAUUCUGAUUAACAGACAUUUACGUGUAAAUGAAAUGUUUUUAGUUUUUGUUUUAGUAUCAGAUUGAUUGCCGAGUUAAAACAGAUUGGUAAAGAGUACAUUUUUUUUCUAAUAUGGUUGACACCACUAUCUGGUAACUUUUUAAAGUAAUAUUAUAUUUUGUUUGUAAUUGAAGUCAUGUUUGCAGCUGCACCUUUCAACCAAAAAAAAA